GGUCACCGGUAAGAUGGCGGCGGCGGUGACCUUCCGUCGGCUGUUGAUUUUGCCUCGGGCUGCGCGGGGCUUCGGGGUGCAGGUGGCACCGGACGGGGAGAAGGUCACUCACACUGGCCAGGUCUAUGAUGCUAAAGACUACAGGAGAAUUCGGUUUGUAGGUCGUCAGAAAGAGGUGAAUGAAAACUUUGCCAUUGAUUUAAUAGCAGAGCAGCCUGUGAGUGAGGUGGACCAUCGGGUGAUAUCCUGCGAUGGUGGUGGGGGUGCUCUGGGCCACCCCAAGGUGUACAUAAACUUGGACAAAGAAACAAAAACAGGGACAUGUGGCUACUGUGGCCUGCAGUUCAAGCAGCACCAUCACUAGUGUGGGUUGACCCUUGCCUCUGCGUGGAUGGAAGCAUGUUCAUGGUGGGCAUGCAGUGUGGGUCACCACUCUGUGAAUGGUGUGUGUUCCCAGUGCUGAAUAAAGCAGUGGCCCCACCACAGAUGGUGAGCUUGUUUCUUUCAUGGUGGAGACUUGUAGAAGCAAAUGGUCACUUAGCAUGGGACCUGGAACAGCUUCACUUCCAGUGCUGGCUGCUCUGUGUAGGUGCUGCGCACUUCCACAAUGGCUCCUCUCAUCCAUGCAAGGCCUGGGCACCUUCCCCUUGUAUACUCCCCCUGGUCCAGGG
Molecule: messenger RNA, 671 nt
Organism: Castor canadensis (American beaver)
Lineage: Eukaryota; Metazoa; Chordata; Mammalia; Rodentia; Castoridae
Gene: Ndufs6
Product: NADH:ubiquinone oxidoreductase subunit S6
Biological process (GO): mitochondrial electron transport, NADH to ubiquinone
Cellular component (GO): respiratory chain complex I
Source: RefSeq, a predicted model, not a curated record